AUGAAAGAUAUUGAAUCACAAUUAUUGAAAUUCAAUUUCAGUGAUGCAUGGACAAAGAAAGAGUCACGUAAUAGUAGUAAAUAUGAUAAUUUCAAUUCGAGACAUCUUAACAUCAGCAUAUCAACAAUACCCAUUUUGUGUAAACAAAGCUGUAUAUUAAUUGCAUACGUCCCCUUCUCCUUGAGAGGCAGGGAUGUUACUAUUUAG
Molecule: messenger RNA, 207 nt
Organism: Kazachstania africana CBS 2517
Lineage: Eukaryota; Fungi; Ascomycota; Saccharomycetes; Saccharomycetales; Saccharomycetaceae
Exons: 1
Coding region: 1-207 (68 amino acids)
Source: RefSeq, a predicted model, not a curated record